CCAAACAAAGAAAAACAAAUAUACGUAAUCAACAUGUUUCGAGUUUCAUUUUAGUGAUAAGCCAAAUAAUAUCUGAGUAACUCUCAUUGCAUUUCUCGACUUUCAAUAAGUAUAGUGUAAAAACUUCAAUAAUAAGACAGUUAAAAAAUAAUGAUAGUUAAACAUAACCUCAAAGUUUUCAUCAGUUUAUUAUUGUUAUUUUUUAUAAAAACAUCAUACGGAGUUUUUCAUCCGUUUAUUUUCGUCCCAGGUGAUGGUGGAUCUCAGGUAGAAGCUAAAUUAAACAAAUCAUCGGCCGUUCAUUAUAUUUGUGGCAAAACUAGCACUGAUUAUUUUAAUAUUUGGUUAAAUUUGGAGCUUUUGGUUCCUGUUGUAAUCGAUUGUUGGAUUGACAAUAUUAAAUUGGUUUACAAUAACGAAACGCGUAAAACUGAAAAUACUCCUGGGGUAGAUAUUAGAAUUCCAGGAUUUGGAGGGACGGAAACUGUGGAGUGGUUGGAUCCUAGUCAUGCUUCUUCCGGAGCUUAUUUUAAGGAUAUAGCUAACGAAUUAGUUGGUUUGGGCCAUGUUCGGAAUGUUACUUUGAAAGGUGCGCCCUACGAUUUUAGGAAAGCACCAAAUGAAAACCAGGAUUAUUUUAUACAACUUAAAGAUCUGAUUGAAAAAACUUACAAUGAAAAUAAUCAAACUUCCGUAAUAUUAUUGGCCCACUCGAUGGGUGGGCCAAUGACACAAUACUUUUUGAAUAUGCAAAAGCAAUCUUGGAAGGACAAGUACAUUAAGUCAUUGGUGGCUUUAAGUGGUGCUUGGGGUGGAUCUGUUAAAGCUGUUAAAGUUUAUGCUAUAGGCGAUGAUUUGGGUUCCUACGUAUUAAACCAAAGAACAAUGAAACAAGAACAAAUUACUAAUCCCAGUUUAGCAUGGUUAAUGCCAUCAUCACAUUUUUGGCAAAAAGACGAAGUCCUUGUAGAAACUGAUAUAAAGAAUUAUACUUUAGCUAACAUUGAAGAAUACUUUAUUGACGUCGAUUAUCCUGAUGGAUGGGAAAUGUACAAAGACACUCAACCUCAUAGUUUAAGUUUAGGAGCUCCAGGAGUUGAGGUGCAUUGUUUGUAUGGUACCGAUGUUCCAACUGUGGAAAAAUUAAUUUAUAAGCCAGGUAAAUUUUAUGACACUCCAUCAUUUGUAAAUGGCGAUGGUGAUGGAACGGUGAAUAGGCGAUCCUUAGAAGGGUGCAUGUCGUGGGUUAAACAACAAAAACAACGAGUUUACGCGAGACCACUACCAAAAGUUGACCAUAUGAGUAUAUUAAGUAAUCCAAAUGUACUUCAAUAUAUAGCUAAUUUAGUAAAUACGAUUUAGAGUUGAAAUGAUCUCGUUGUGUGUGAAUUUUCGAACAAAAAAGCUUCCUAGUGUCUUUCCAAGUAUAUGUAAUUAUGUUUUUAAUUUGAGAUAUGUGAUAUGUAAAUAAACCUUAAAUCAAAA
This is a messenger RNA of Onthophagus taurus, 1485 nucleotides long. Its product is annotated as lysosomal phospholipase A and acyltransferase. Gene Ontology annotation, biological process: lipid metabolic process. NCBI's taxonomy places the organism in Eukaryota, Metazoa, Arthropoda, Insecta, Coleoptera, Scarabaeidae. The record is from RefSeq and is a predicted model, not a curated record.